Molecule: messenger RNA, 3903 nt
Organism: Centruroides sculpturatus (bark scorpion)
Lineage: Eukaryota; Metazoa; Arthropoda; Arachnida; Scorpiones; Buthidae
Product: organic cation transporter protein-like
Exons: 11
Coding region: 325-2022 (565 amino acids)
Biological process (GO): transmembrane transport
Cellular component (GO): membrane
Molecular function (GO): transmembrane transporter activity
Source: RefSeq, a predicted model, not a curated record
UAUCAGAACCGAUGCAUGGCUAAUUUAAUAAUUAAAAAUAGCUUUUGAUAAAUGCACUUACUGAAUUUUUAAUUAUUUAAGCUAAGCUUUAAUGAACGUAGCAAAUUUAAAUUUCAUUUUAAAUUAUAAAUAGAUCGAUUUAUUUAUCCACGAUAAAUACGAGAGGAAGUGUAUAUAGAAUUUUCAAGAAUGUUUACUUACGUAAAACUACCUUUGUACUUGAUAGUAGACACCUUGCUUAUAUAUUGUUUAUAUCCUGUCAGAUAUUUGACUUUAUUAAAUCGAAUAUCAAUUGAUGAAGUUCUUUAGUAUUCCAUAAACAUCAUGCCCGAUACAGAAAUGGCUACCAUGUUAAACGGUGCAGUUAACAAUGCUUUAAUCAAGAAAGCAAUGAAAGACGUGACCGAUGUCAUCGGAAAGUACGGACCAUGGCAGAGAGUCAUUUUUAUAUUAUUUCUUUUACGAGGAUUACCUACUGCAUUCCAUAAUCUCAGCACUCCAUUUUUUGCAUUUGACGUGGAUCACUGGUGUAAGAGGCCUUCACUUUUUCAAAAUUGGAGUAUAGCAGAUUGGAAAAACUAUUCCAUACCUUUAGAAAAUCAUGAUGAUAAAGUAGAGUAUAGCCAUUGCUACAUGUACAAACUAGAGAGAUUAAAUGGUAGUAGUAGUAUAGAAGAUAUUUAUGUUAAUAAAAAUAAAACUGUAUAUUGUUCUUCGUGGGAAUUUGAUAGAAGUUUUUAUCAGUCGACAAUAAUUAAUGAUUUUGAUUUAGUUUGUAAAAAUGGGUGGCUUAUUUCUCUGUCUCAGAGUGUAUAUAUGGGAGGGAUGACAGCAGGAGUUAUUAUAUCUGGACAUCUUGCUGAUAGAUUUGGGCGCCAACCAAUUCUACGAUAUUCCGUAACCCUGAUGCUGAUUUCAGGUAUUGCAACGGCACUUUCUCCUACUUAUAUAUUUUUUAAUAUUGCAAGAUUUUGUCUUGCUCUUGGUGUUGCUGGUGCACAAAAUACGGCCUUCUGUUUAUUGAUGGAAGUUCUUGGACCAGAAUACAGAACAAAAGUUACUUUUGCAUUCUCAUUUGGAUGGGCUACAGGCUUAAUGUUGCUACCUGGAAUAGCAUAUCUGUUAAGAGAUUGGGUCUAUCUGCAAAUAUUCAGUACUGCUUUAGGAUCUAUAUUACUUUUAUACUGGUGUUUUAUUCCAGAGUCUCCUAGAUGGCUGUUGACCAGAGGAAGGUAUAAGAGUGCUGAAGACAUCAUAAAAGUUGCCGCCGACAAAAAUAACAUGGAAAUUCCAAACAUGCAGCAAGCUAUUGUGCAACUAAAGGAAAACAUAGAAAAGGAGGAACAGAAGAAAAAUCCUAAUGUCUUUGAUCUCUUUAGGACAUCUAAUUUACGAAAACAUACAAUUUUUAUAUACUUCUGUUACUUCUCGGUUGCAUUUGUAUUUUAUGGUCUUUCGUUGGGACAGACUAAUUUGGGUGGAAAUCCCUUCUUGAAUUUUUUUAUUGGUUCAUCUGUAGAAUUUCCAGCUUAUGUUAUCUGUAUGUUCUUGAUCAAGUAUGUGUAUCGAAGGACUUCCCUUCUUGGAUUUUACGUUAUCGGUGGAGUGUCCUGCUUUUUUAUGAUUGCAAACACCGAUGAAUUGCUUUGGUUGAAAAUAACUGCUGCAAUGCUCGGAAAACUGUGCAUCAGUGGAGCCUUUAUGAUACUGGCCACCUUUGCAGCUGAAAUAUUUCCCACGGUGGUGCGCACAGUGGGAGUGGGAAGCAGUCUGAUGAUGGGACGAAUAGGAGCGGCAGUUGCACCCUUUGUCAAAGAAUUGGGUGAAGCAACGCAUAGUUAUGUUCCACCCAUAGUAUAUGGAAUAUUGUCACUCCUAGCAGGAGGAUUCAUUAUGCUACUUCCCGAAACCUUCAACCGGCAACUCCCAGACACCAUAGGAGAUGCAGAGAAUUAUAAAAAAAAUAUCGAGAAAGAAAAUGACGAUUUCUACGAGAUAAAACAGAUGACAGUCGAUAAAUAGCGCCAAGUCCAUUGUUUCGAGGUUUUCCCAUAUUUAUCUCAAAGAAAGAAUUUAUUUUUUCAAUGUAAUUCAAAGACAGUUAACAUUUUAUAAAUCCAAUAUAAUAUGCAAACCACGCGACAAACACUUAAAAAAGAAAUAAAAUAAAACUCAGUUUCGAACGGUGGUUCUUAAACUAUAUUUGACAACCGGGGCAGUAAUAUAAUGCCAAUACACAAAUACAAAUUCAGACAUUCCUUGCAAAAUACUAUCUCGAACUGGUGACACUAAACUUGAAUUACUGUGUAUUUGGAGUUUACACACUUAGAAUGCCAAUUUAUGUUCGAAAUUUGGGCGGAGGCUGUAGUGUUAGCAUGGUGUAUGGUAAAUUGUAGUGAAGACAGUGCCUACUUCUCUCUCCUCUUAAAUUAAUAAUUGGACAAACUGUCUAAUUUAAAUAUUAUAAAAUGUCAUUUUAAUUUAGAAGGUCACCAUUUAAUGUUGGGAGUUUAAGAACCACUGGACGUGACAUGUGGAUGGAAACUUUAUAGGGUAUUUUUAACAACUGUUUACAUUUAACAGAACGGUAUUUUUUUAUUAAUUGUAUAAUAAUAAUUUCUUUGUGUUGUAUUAAUACGGCAUGACGUAGAAAUCUAAAAUCUUUUGUCUUGAGCAUUUCGAUUAGGAAUUCGAUCAUCGGUGUAUGGAAUUUUUUUCUUUUUGUACAUAUAUAAAUAUAUUUUAAAUUACUUAUACAGUAUUAAUGUACAUUAUAAGAACAUUUUGUAUGUAUAGGUACGAUGUAAAUCGGAUGGUAUUUUAAAUAUUAGCCAACCCCCAACGUCUUUCUCGGUCAAUCCGUGUGUAUUCUUUGUCACAGUUUUGACUCUAAAUAAUUCUGCCCACCCGAUACCAGAAUUGUGGUAAGGUCGAGUUAAUGGUGUGAUUCUAAAUCUCCACUUGAUCCUCUUUCAGUCCAUUCCAUUUGCACUUUUGAGGACCUAGAAAUUUAGAAUCACCACAAAUCAAAAUUAUGUUAAGAUUUCUUGACCUGCAAUCUCCAGAUUGUGUGUGCAAUAUAAAUUUAAAGGUGGCCUUUAACUUCUCCUUCAAUAUGAAGGAGAAUUUAAAGGCUGUUUGUUUCCAUUUUGUAUGCAUUUUUAUUAAAGGGUGCUAUUUUGGCAUUUCUGACUUAAACGCAGUCUUUUUCCAAAAACAAAUGUGGGAAAUGUCUAAUAUAAAAACAAUAUUGAACAAGUAUAAAAUAUUUGAAAGUAUUUUUAAAUUGCUCUACUUAUUUAGAUUAUAACUUGUAAAGAGAGAAUUUAAGAACUUGGAGGGGGGGUAAUUGAUAACUUUUGGUAGAUUUAAAGUCAGGCAGCAAGUUAUUUUUAAGACAAAUUAAACUGCUUUUCUAAGAACUCAACUAAAAACUCAAGUAAGCUGUUGCUGGAGGGUGAGAAGUAAGUUUGUUCUGAAUCAAAUUUACAUUUGGGAGAGGCAUCUUAAGAAAUGGGCCAUGAAAAAUCAUGUUUUUUUCCUUGAGCUUUGUAUCAAAAAAGAAUUUUUAAAAGGGAGGAAAUUCAUUUUUGUGAGAACACUGCAACGAAUGCACACGGACAGACCCUACAAAACGGAGCCUAUGCAAAGUAACAUAUUUUUUAAAUAAUAGUUAUUAUUAUUAUUGUAAUAUAUUGCACACUUUUUAAUUUUAAAAAUUACUGUAUAGAAUAAGAAAACUGUUAAAAAUUUUUGACUCUCUCGAAAGUUGUAUAACUUAUAUUAUUAUUAACUUCUUUUAUGGAAUUUUUCAUACAAUGAUAUCUUGUAGAUGCACUGUUACUGAAUAGUUUACUGACAAUGGAAGUUAAGAAAGCAAGAAUAAAUAGUUUUGGAAUUUAC